This is a messenger RNA of Cercopithifilaria johnstoni, 1065 nucleotides long. The record is from the annotation of a GenBank genome assembly. Lineage: Eukaryota; Metazoa; Nematoda; Chromadorea; Rhabditida; Onchocercidae.
AUGGCUCCAGUCAGUGAUGUUGAUGAAAUCAUUGAAACCGAAGUGUGUAAUCGCUUAAUCCGUCUUUCAUGCGCAAAAAUGGUCAAUUCAAAAAGUGAACGGGGUGGUGCGAAGCUACAUCGAAAUUUAUUAAUUCUACAUUUGUUGAGGAGGGCUCGCGAUGAACAGAAAAGGUUUCCGAUGUUCGCAAGUGACUCCGAAUGGAUGGAAGAGCCAAGAUUAACAGAGAACUCCAUGAUGAUGUUGCAUUCAAAUCCUAUGCCAGCUUUGGACACUUAUUCUCCGUCUCAUUAUGUUGAUGUGGAUGACGAAGACGAAAUGGAUGAUGCUGAUUAUGAGAAUGCGGAUGAUGAUGAUGAUGCAACUCACUUGUUGGAUUUGUCAAAGAAUCAUGAACCAAUGCAUUUGGGUAGCAGCUGUGAUGGCUUGGUAAAGCAGGAGCAAAUCGAAUUUGGAUAUUCGACGCUUCGUCUUGCACCAUUGCAGUAUACAUUUGCUGGCCCGGAAAUGUACGGUAUGGAUGAAACAGCAACCCAACAGCACAUGUACAACGACUCUACAUCCCUUCCUGAUUUAUAUUUUUCGGAGGACAUAAUUUCAUCGCAGUCGGUUAGCCAGCAUUCAAAAGAAAGAGAAGAGGAGGAAUUUGCAACAGAUAAAUCAAAACGAGAUUCUGACUUUGAUUGUUUAACAGUUUCUGAUGACACAUUCGUUCCUCCAGUUUCGGAAUCUGUCUCAGAUGACGAAGAAGUUUGUUCAUGUACCAGUGAUGGCGAGACUAAGGAAGACAGAGAUUCUGGAAGUGACUCAUGUUCAACGACUUCUCUACAACGUCGAAAACGUAAAACGUCCGCACUUCGUUUACCGUCUUCAUGCAAUGUGAAAAAGUGUUGUGUUGAAGAGCGUCAGUUGACAGGUCUAAUUUCGGUGUUCAACUCAGGCCUAAGCGUUGUCGCUGAUCAAUUUCUUGCACGACCGACUGUUUCCAGCGUUUCUUCGCUUCAACAGACUCCAAAGCAGAUUAAUUCAUUUAUACAUAUUACCUGUAAUCCAUUGAUCUGUUAG